AUGUACUUGGGCAUUGUUUUGAUUGGAGCUGCUCAUGGUCUGAUCUUCCUGCCUGUUCUUCUGUCAUUCCUAGGCCCCAAAGCCAGCCUUGGGAAGAGACAAGUUUUGGAGAAUCUUUCAAAGUCCAGCAGGGCUGAGAUUUGGACAGAAGUUGUACUGGUGCCUGCAUCAUCAGUUACAAAUGCUGGGUUUGUUCCAGAGAGUCCAUGAUUGGGGCUUUUGGUUAACAAACAAUUUGCCCAUUCAAAGGCCUUCUCAACCCAAGUGUUAACUGACAUUCCUUGUGAAAAAACCUUUUUAUGAGUGAGAUUGAUGAGCAAUUUGUUGAAUUCUUAUGAA
This is a messenger RNA of Notodromas monacha, 339 nucleotides long. NCBI's taxonomy places the organism in Eukaryota, Metazoa, Arthropoda, Ostracoda, Podocopida, Cyprididae. The record is from the annotation of a GenBank genome assembly.